Molecule: messenger RNA, 2532 nt
Organism: Siniperca chuatsi (mandarin fish)
Lineage: Eukaryota; Metazoa; Chordata; Actinopteri; Centrarchiformes; Sinipercidae
Gene: foxf2a
Product: forkhead box F2a
Exons: 2
Coding region: 984-2126 (380 amino acids)
Biological process (GO): animal organ morphogenesis; regulation of transcription by RNA polymerase II
Cellular component (GO): nucleus
Molecular function (GO): RNA polymerase II cis-regulatory region sequence-specific DNA binding; DNA-binding transcription factor activity, RNA polymerase II-specific
Source: RefSeq, a predicted model, not a curated record
UUGUUUUGUAACUUUGCUGGUGUAUGGGAAGUUUGUUCACGUCCUUAUAGUGGGGACUUGCUUUGUAAUGACACCAGACAUGCGUAAAACUCAACCAGAGCACAAAAAAGGCAUUUACAGUAGUAAACUUUGCACAAAAGAAUAUAAGAUUAUUUCAUCAUCUGAAUCGUUCCUUAAGACUUUAUUUAGAGUUUCUCAUAGAUUCAUUUCUCCAGGGAUGUAAUCCAGGCUCCAAAACGUAAACUGACACUUGAGCACUGUGUGUGGCACGCUGGCACGCUCUGAUGGAAAAAGCAUGCUUCCUCUCAUGUCAGAGCCCUAACCCUGAACAGAUCCCAAACAAAUGAACACUGCAGGACCCCUUCUCCCAUACACCUUUACGAAAUAACACCACUACCAGGCAUCGUCACUGUUUGUAGGUACACAUGAGGACAAAGGGAAUCAUUUUAAGUUGUCCAAAAUGUGUCGCUUUAUUCAUCGUGGUUUAGAACGUUAUCGUGCCAAAUAUUUGUCUGAACAAUGUAUUCAGAGGUGUUUUGGAAAGUGAGUCGUGGGAGGAGAUUUGUCUUACUCCACUGCGCUGUGUCCGGCUUCUAGUCUGGAUCCUGGCCAGAUGGGGAGGGAGUAGUUCCUGGCGAUUUCUUGGAGGGAUUUGGGGGGAUAGAGGGGCAGAGAGAGAUUUAAGAAUUGAUAGGUGGUCGAGUUGUGUUUGGCCGAGUGGAUAUGCGCAAGCAAAGUCGAGGAGCUUUAUUUCCCCUCUCUUGUGGGAUUAUUGCCAGCGAUGGACAGAGAGAGGAAGGAGGAACAGCGGCUGGUGUUUCUUGAUUUUCACGGUUAUAAACACGCAGAGCAUCGCAGAUGGACACUGACUUUUUAAUUAUCGCAGUAGGGAACCUUUUAAUAGCGUUUGAAAUAUAGAAAAAGUUAGUUAUCCAAGUGUUAUAGAGCCCCCGCAGUGAACUGAUCCAAAAAGAGGCGCAACCAUGACGACCGAGAUCACCAAGCAACCUUUGGAUCCUUCUAAUCCUCUGCGCUCCAGUCCAGCGGCCGGUGCUCUGAACGCAGCUCCGCUGGGCGCACAGCCGGUGAUGGAGAGCGCGCAGAAUGCAUCAACCAAAUGGAAAAAGGGAAACUCUGGCUUGAGGCGCCCUGAAAAGCCUCCCUACUCGUAUAUUGCCCUCAUUGUGAUGGCAAUUCAGAGUUCUCCGUCCAAAAGGCUUACUUUGAGUGAAAUCUAUCAGUUCCUGCAGGCCCGCUUCCCUUUCUUCAGGGGAUCAUACCAGGGAUGGAAAAACUCCGUCAGACACAACCUGUCUCUGAACGAGUGUUUUAUAAAGCUACCUAAGGGUCUCGGUAGACCAGGCAAGGGGCACUACUGGACCAUCGACCCGAGUAGUGAGUUUAUGUUCGAGGAGGGCUCCUUUCGUCGCAGACCUCGGGGAUUCCGUAGGAAAUGCCAAGCUUUGAAACCAAUGUACAGGAUGAUGAAUGGUCUCGGGUUUGGUGCGUCCAUGCUGCCGCAAAACUAUGAUUUCCAGUCACCUUCAGGCUCAUUAGCAUGUCAUAACAGCUACAACAUAGACUUGAUGGGUAAUACAGUGCCAAGUGGCUUCGAGGGACUCGGAGGGGGACAUCACGUCCCACAUAUGUCAUCGGGCUCCGGGUCAUCCUACAUGGCCGCAUGUCAGGUGGCCUCCAAUGCGGACUAUUGCCCGGACAGCAGCAGCAGCCCUCUGCAGUCUCCCCCAGCGAUGGUAGGCACUUUGGACUGUCAGUCUCCUUAUGCAAAUGCAGCCUCACACUGGAGUUCAUCUGGUGUAUCUUCAUACAUCAAACAGCAGUCGCUGGCAUCAAGCAGCCCCUCUUCUUCUGCUCUGCACGCGGGAAUGCCAUCUUACUCCCUGGAUCAAGGCUAUCUGCACCAUAAUGCACGAGAUUCCUCUGACAUUUCAGUGGGACUGUCUCGGUACUCCGGCCACUCAGCUCCUGUGUGCGACAGGAAGGAUUUCGUUUUGAACCUAAACGGAAUGUCUUCUCUCCAUCCCAGCACCGGCGGAUCUUACUAUCAUCAGCUUCACCAUCAUCACCAAAGCGUCUACCAGGACGUAAAGCCGUGUGUCAUGUGACAAAACACCAGAGACAGAACUGCCGAGAACGUUUCUGCUAAAGUCAGCCCUCAGGUGGACUUAUUUCAACAGAAUCUUUGGUGACUUUGGGUGAAAAUUGUGUCAGAGAAAUAUCUCUUCAGUGAACUUUGACCUUUUUUUUUUAACCGUUCAGUAAUAAUGUGAGGACUUGUUCACACUCUCAUUACAUGCCUGCCUUUUACACACAGAAGCAAUAUCAACAUUUUUACUGAAAAAAUACAUAACGUACACGUACCUGAAUUAAUCUUUACUCAUGCACUUAAUUUUGUUUCUGAAGUUGCUGAAAUUGUUGCUGAUUUCCUGCAGAAAGCCAUUAAAGAGAUUUAUUUUUAAAGGAUAAUUUGGAAGUGUUUAGUGUCUUUAGCAAUAAAUGUUCAGCACUGCA